UAAUAAUCUUACUCAAGAUAAGCUUUCACAUACAAAGUUCUAGCAAUACCUCAAAUCUUUUUGAAAUUCAUCAAUGUCGGUUCUUUCAUCUAGGACAGGACGAGAUCGUCAACGUUACGAUAACAACUUCCGACUCGUUUCUGGAUGCAUUCCGUAUCGUCUGAUCAAAGACAAGGAACUUGAAGAAGACACAAGUGUUGACUUUGUAAACAAGCUUCAAGUUCUCAUGGUUUCAUCUCCUAAUCGUCAUGAUCUUGUCUUCCCAAAGGGAGGAUGGGAAAAUGAUGAGACCGUUCUUGAAGCUGCUUCUCGCGAAGCCAUGGAAGAAGCCGGAGUUAAAGGAAAACUUAGAGAAGUUCCUUUAGGAGUUUGGGAAUUUAGAAGCAAAAGUAGUAUUAGUACCAAUGCGGAGGAUGAAUCUUUUGGUGGAUGCAAAGGCUAUAUGUUUGCAUUAGAGGUAACCGAAGAACUCCAGGAAUGGCCAGAACGUGGGAAUCGCCAAAGAAAAUGGUUGAAUGUUAAAGAAGCAUUAGAGCUGUGUCGGUAUGAGUGGAUGCAGAGAGCACUUGAAGCGUUUUUGAGAGUAAUGCAAGGAGAAGAAGAAGGAAAAUAGAGAACAAAGGAAGAGACAAUGCAAGAUAAUUCUUCAAACUAGAGGAGAAUUGAUGAUGUUCGUUUUAAAUUAAAAUAUGUAUCAGUGUUUUUAAUUUUAGCCUAAAAUAAAACUUAUCUAGAUGACUCAUCCAUGUGAGUUUUAACUGGUGUA
Brassica rapa (field mustard) is the source of this 766-nucleotide messenger RNA. Its product is annotated as nudix hydrolase 12, mitochondrial-like. The record is from RefSeq and is a predicted model, not a curated record. Gene Ontology annotation, cellular component: nucleus; cytoplasm. NCBI's taxonomy places the organism in Eukaryota, Viridiplantae, Streptophyta, Magnoliopsida, Brassicales, Brassicaceae. Gene Ontology annotation, molecular function: pyrophosphatase activity.